Thamnophis elegans (Western terrestrial garter snake) is the source of this 1131-nucleotide messenger RNA. RefSeq names its product transforming acidic coiled-coil-containing protein 2-like. Gene Ontology annotation, biological process: cell population proliferation; mitotic spindle organization; cerebral cortex development. Lineage: Eukaryota; Metazoa; Chordata; Lepidosauria; Squamata; Natricidae. The record is from RefSeq and is a predicted model, not a curated record. Gene Ontology annotation, cellular component: cytoplasm.
ACACCGCAGUUGACGCUUCGAUCUCUAAAAGUGCAUGUACUCCGAUAAGCAGCUCAGAGGGAGAAAAUGCCUCCACUUUGCUUUAUAAGCAGCAAGACCUGGACCGCCUUAAGAAUUAACAGGGAAGAGAUAAUUGCAAGGAAAGGAUGAUUUCAGAAUGGAAAGAGAAAUAUGAAGAAAGUAGGAGGGAAGUUAUGGAAAUGAGGAAAAUUGUUUCAGAGUAUGAGAAGACAAUUGCUCAAAUGAUAGAGGAUGAGCAGAGAGAGAAAUCCAUGUCCCAUCACACUGUCCAGCAACUUAUUAUGGAAAAAGAGCAAGCAUUGGCUGACCACUCUGUGGAAAAAUCUCUAGCAGAUCUUUUCAGGAGAUAUGAAAAAAUGAAAGAAGCUGAAGGAUUUAGGAAGAAUGAAGAAGUGUUAAAGAAAUGUGCACAAGAAUAUUUAUCACGAGUUAAAAAAGAAGAGCAGAGAUAUCAAGCCCUCAAGAUUCACGCAGAAGAAAAACUGGACAUAGCCAAUGCUGAAAUUGCACAAGUUCGGGGAAAGGCUCAGCAAGAACAAGCAGCUUACCAAGCCAGCCUUCGUAAAGAGCAAUUAAAAGUGGAUGCAUUGGAAAGAACACUGGAACAAAAGAAUAAAGAAAUAGAAGAGUUGACGAAGAUUUGUGAUGAACUGAUUGCCAAAAUGGGAAAAAGCUAACUUUUAACCAAAACCCUAAAUUACAAUCUUGAGUGCAAUAUGACCAUUGGCACAGUGAUAUCCAGUCAGCGAUGUGAACGUAUUCUAUUUUCACUUUUUGUAUGCACUACUGUAUUUUUUUCUUAAUAAUGCUGAUUUGAUUGUAUGCAGUACAAAGACUAUCAGAAAUCCUUGCUAUUGCCUGCAAUUCUUUCCUUUGUAUAAUUCAUAGCAAGUUGAUCUCAAAAGUUCCUGUAUCAGGGAGAUUUGUCGAGUUCUUUAAUAAAUUACAGUUGCUCAUCCUAGCCUUCCCUUUGUACAUGAGUUCCCAUGUUGGAUGUCUUUUUUUGGAUUUAAUAUGUGUAUUACAUGCAUGGGGACUCUUGCCUUAAGGAGUGUAAAUUUGAUCUGCAUUUUCUGAUUUGUAAAAUAAAAUAGAAAGUUGAAAAAUUAA